AUGCGGGUAGAUGGGAACAGGGUGGCGGCGCCAGUGGAUGGGGCACCGGCGGCGGCGGAGAUAGCCGUGGAAGGGGAUGAGGCGGAGGUGGAAGCGGAGGAGGAGGAGGAGGAGGACGACGACGACGACAAGGAGGAGGAGGAGGAGGAGAAGUGGCUAGGACAAUACUCCUCUACGCAGAGCAUACUGCUCGUCGGCGACGGGGACUUCUCGUUCUCGCUGGCGCUGGCCACAGGGUUUGGCUCCGGGGCCAACCUCGUCGCCACGUCGCUCGACACCUACGCUUGUGCAUUGGAUACGGGAACACAUGGGGCUGAUUCGACGAUUCGGAUGUGGCAUUGGUUAUAUGUGUAUUUGAUGCAUUUGCUCCAUUGA
Molecule: messenger RNA, 375 nt
Organism: Miscanthus lutarioriparius
Lineage: Eukaryota; Viridiplantae; Streptophyta; Magnoliopsida; Poales; Poaceae
Source: the annotation of a GenBank genome assembly